Cyclopterus lumpus (lumpfish) is the source of this 878-nucleotide messenger RNA. RefSeq names its product coiled-coil domain-containing protein 122-like. The record is from RefSeq and is a predicted model, not a curated record. The transcript has 6 exons. Bases 93 to 827 code for a protein of 244 amino acids. Lineage: Eukaryota; Metazoa; Chordata; Actinopteri; Perciformes; Cyclopteridae.
GGAAAUGUAGUGUCGCUGUAUCGGUAGGAACCGUUUUGAAAACGUUUUCAUGUUUAAAGAAACGGAGCGUUCGCGAGCUAGCUGAGGUCCAAAUGUCUGGAACUCAGGAGAAACCCGGGUUUUCUUUAACCAAGGCCGUGGAGGAUGUCAGCCAACAUGGCUUUGCCCAGACGGAGGCCCUGAAAGAGAACAAGAAAACACUCGCCUCCCUUCAGGCAACUCUCUCAGAUGUCAAGAGGAAAGGUAAGAUGGCAGAGCAGGAGCUGAGAUCUAAAGUGAGGACAUACCGAACGCUGGAGGAGGAACUGGAGCACCUGGACCUCCAGAGAAACGUCCUGGAAGGUCGCUGUGUAGCCAUCGGCAAGGAAAACACAGAGCUCCAGAUUGGUAUAACCGAGGAGGAGGAGAAAGCUCGCAUGGCACUGGCGAGGUUCAACACUUACCGAGACAAUAUGGCGGCUCACAGAGCAGCUGUUUUGCAUGUGGUGAGCCAGACGGAGGCCCAUAAAGAGCUGGAGGAGAAGAGAGCACUGGUCAGGAUGCUGACACAGAAGAAAGAGGAGCUGAAGAAAGAUCUGGAGAAUCCACAUGGAAACACGGUGCAAAUGACAAAGAAUGAAAAUGAUGCUCUGAAGAGGGAGAUCUCUGUGAGGAGGGAGACUAUCGUUGAGAAGAGAGAGCAAGUGCAAAAAGAGUUUGAGACUCAUACUCAGAUAAAGAAAGACAUAGAGAUCCAGAACAGGCGCUUUGAAGCCAUCCUCAAGCGCCUCUGCUGCCAACUGAGCAGGGCCCAGGCUAAUCGCAGAAUAUUUCUUUGCAGUGGCUGAAGCCCUUUGCAGCACACCGACUGGAUCUCCAUCCUGGUGGUAACUCUAUAU